Messenger RNA from Racocetra persica, 315 nucleotides. Lineage: Eukaryota; Fungi; Glomeromycota; Glomeromycetes; Diversisporales; Gigasporaceae. The record is from the annotation of a GenBank genome assembly.
AAAAACAAUUAUAUAAAGAAGUUGCACAAUUUUUAGUUGAUUGUAUUUCCAAGGCUGAUCGUUUUUCAUGGACCUAUCAUAAAUAUGAACAGUUGAAUAAUUCAGUUGCAUUUAUUUACUAUUGCAAUAGUCGAGAUGAAUUAAAAAAUAAGAAACCACGAACUAAUCAACGUGAUACUACAAUUAGAAUUCAGCGUCAUGACUGUGGAGGCACUAUUCGAAUUAAUAUUGAUCAAUUAAAUAAUUUAGUUGUAGUUAAUAUUUAUCAUUUUCUUCAUUCACCACCUGAAGCAAAGAAUGUUACUAUACAAAUUU